CUAUUAUCAGGACUUUGCAUAGUGGAGAAAUUAUCAAACACAACCAGACUUACACCCUUGAGCCAGAAAGUGAAAUUUCUACCACUGUAGAAGAUUACAGUUCUGAGGAAGAAGAAUUUGGAGUUGGAGAGAUUUGUUCUGAGCAUGGAAUGCAGCACUCUCACAUGCAGCUAGAGGUGAUGGAGAAUGAAUUGGCUGGGAAACAGCAAGAGAUUGAAGAGCUAAACAGAGAGCUAGAAGAAAUGAGGGCAGCAUAUGGUACAGAAGGAUUGCAACAGCUACAAGAAUUUGAAGCUGCUAUCAAAAAAAGAGAUGACAUUAUCACUCAGCUCACUACUAACCUACAGCAGGCACGGAAAGAAAAGGAUGAAACUAUGAGGGAGUUCUUAGAGUUAACUGAACAAAGUCAAAAACUGCAAAUUCAGUUUCAGCAUUUGCAGGCAAGUGAAGCCCUAAGGAACACCAGCCAUAGCUGCACAGCUGCUGAUUUAUUGCAAGCCAAGCAACAGAUACUUUCACAUCAGCAGCAGCUAGAAGAACAAGAAUGUCUGCUGAAGAAUUAUCAAAAAAAGAACAAAGAAUUUGAAGUGCAGAUUACAUGUCUUCAAGACAAAAUUACAACAUAUGAAAUGGAAAAACACAAAAACGAGGGAGAAGAUUUGAGUAAACUACAAGAAAAAGAAGCAUUAGUUGAAAAGCUGGAAACAAAACUUGGAGAAGAAGAAAAAAAUUCAUUUCAACUUAAGGAAAAAUUAUCAGAUGUCAGUAAACUACUUGAAGAAUCGAAAGAACAGAUUUCUCUAAAGAACCAGGAGAUAAGUAAUAUGAGAGUUGAACUUACCACCUACAAACAGAAAGAAAGACAAUGUUCUGAUGAAAUAAAACAAUUAAUGGGAACUGUGGAAGAAUUGCAGAAACGAUGUUAUAAAGACAGCCAGUCUGAAGCUGACAUUGUGCAAAGAAUGGAAUUAGAAACACAAAGGAGACUGGCACAACUUCAGGCUGAAUUAGAUGAAAUGCAUGGCCAGCAGAUUGUACAAAUGAAGCAAGAAUUAAUGAAGCAACAUGCAAUGGAAAUAGAACAGCGUCUUUUACAACAAAAAGUAGAAUUGGAGAAAACUUCAAGUCUGUCUUUGAAUGAGAAUGUUAAUAAAGAUCAAAUGCAUUUAAUGAAUAUUAAAAUUAAUGAAUUGAAUGUGAAACUGCAAGAUGCAGAUAAUGAAAGGGAAAAAAUAAAGCAAGAAUUGUCACAACAAGUGGAGGUAAUUUCAGCAGAGAAGUCUCUUCAACAAACUAAAAUUGAAGAUCUUUUCCAAGAACUGAAUUUUUCAAGAGAGCAGGUUCAAAGAGCCAAACAAACUAUAGUGGAUUUGGAAUGUAGAUUAAAUGAAGCUGAAAAGUACCAUUUUGUGAUUGAAGAUUUAGAAACUCAGCUGGCUUCUGCCUCUGAAUUAAGGAAGGAAUUGGAAUUAAAACAUGAGGCAGAAGUCACAAAUUACAAAAUAAAACUUGAAAUGCUAGAAAGGGAGAAGGAUGCAGUUUUGGACAGGAUGGCAGAAUCUCAAGAAGCAGAAUUAGAGAGACUGAGAACAAAGCUUCUGUUUAGUCAUGAAGAGGAACUUUCCAGACUUAAAGAAGAUUUACAAAAAGAGCACAUGGUCAACAUGGAAAGCCUUAAAGAUAACUUGAAUAUGCACCAUAAACAGCAGUUAGAUGAGGUACAAAAUGAAAUGAGUCAAAAGAUAGAAGCCAUGCAAUGUGAAAAGGACAACUUAAUCACAAAGCAAAAUCAGUUGAUAGUAGAGAUUUCACGCUUAAAAGAUUUACAGCAGUCUGUUGUAAAUUCUAAAUCUGAAGAAAUGACACUUCAAAUCCUUGAGCUGCAGAAGGAAGUUGAAGUGCUUAGGCAAGAGGAAAAAGAGAAAGGUACCCUUGAACAAGAAAUUCAAGAGCUUCAGCUUAAAACUGAGUUGAUGCAAGAACAAAUGAGGGAAAGAGAAGAUAGCCUUCAAAAAAAAUGUUCAGAACUUGAAACACAAAAUAACCUUCUUAAGGGGGAAAACAAAACUCUUGAAGAGAAGUUAAAGACUGUGUUGGUAAGCUCUGAAGAAAAUGUAAUUUUUAACAACAGUGUUAGCUCUAAGUCAGAAGUUUUUGACUUGCAAAAAAGAAUAGAAAAGCUGAUUACUGAAAAUGAGGAACUUAAAAAACAAAACAGUCAACUCCAAGAGGAUACUGAAAGGCAGAAGAGUUCCUUUUCAUUUACUGAAAAAAACCUUGAAGCUAGUUAUAAAGAGCUGCAGAAAGAAUGUGCAAGUCUUCUGAAGGCAAAAACUGAGUUAGAAGAGAACAAAAAUAAGCAGGAAACUGAGUAUAAAAACAAACUCAAAGCUUUGAAUGAAAAGCUUCACCACUUAGAAAGCAAUAGACUGGUUUUAUUUAAAACUAAUAUUUCUGGUUUUGAAGGGAGUAAAGAAAUCAAGGUGUCCAGGGCAGAUGCAUCUGAGUCUGGAGAAGUUGUAGAGAAAGAUGCAACGGAACUUAUGGAAAAACUUGAGGUUACUCAGCGUGAGAAGCUGGAAUUAUCCCUCAGACUUUCUGAUCUUUCUGAACAGUUGAAGUUAAAGCACAGUGAAAUUUGUCAUUUGAAUGAAAAAGUUGUAUCCUUAAAAGAUGAGAAAGAACAAGUUCUAGCAAAAUGUAAAGAACUAGAAGUCAUAAUUAGCCAUGCUCAGAGAGGAAAUAGUAGUAGUAAUGAACCGAAGACAAAAUACUCUAAAGGAAAAGCUCUGAAGACUGCUGCUCCAGCGUCAGAAAGUAGAAUUAAAACCCUUGAUUCAAGGAAUAAAGUUGAUGAAGGAAUAAAUGUAAGAGGAAAUCUAGGUUCAGGUAAAGAUAUCAGUCAUGAAGUAACAAAAAGAAAGGAAGUUCAGCAAGUGUUGAAGCCAGAACAGCAGUCUCUUGUAGAACAUUUGCAUGGGGUGACAGACAAGUUGACAGAUGAAGCAUCGUUAAUAGCCAUUACACAGAGCCAGAAUAAUAAUCUUCAGCAACAAGUGGAUGCAUUAAAAUCAGAACAGACUGAUUUACAGCUACAACUGGAAGCACAGCGCAUUUGCCUGUCCCUGGUUUAUUCAGCUCAUGUAGACCAGGUUCGUGAGUACCUGAAAGCAGAAAAAGAGAGUGCACUUUGCAGUCUUAAAGAGGAGCUUGUACAUAGUCAUCUACAAGAGAUGAAUGAUCUUAAAAAAAUGCAUCAGCUGGAGCUUCAGACCUUGAAAAUUCAACAAGCAGAUGAUGAAGUCAAAUCUACACAAAGACUUAUAGAAAAGCUGAAUGAAGCUGUAACUGAGGAAUGUUCUAGGCUUGCUCAGGUUUUGUGUGACAAUCAGAGUGAACAUUCUUCAGCUGCUGUAGAAGUUAGCAAUAGGGAACAGAAUCUUUUCUGUAGACCUGCUACUCUGAAGGAAAAACUGAGUGUAGAAUUACCGAUACACAGAGGUCAAGCUCAAGCUGUACAAGAACGUAUGGAUGCACUUUUACACAAGAUAAUGGAAGAAUAUAGUAGGCUGAAAGCACUUCAAACACAGCUGAUGAAGGAUUGUAAAAAGGUCGAAGAUCCAUGGCUAUCUUCUUCAGAAAGGAGGAAAGAAGAACCACCUAGCCAUCUUGAAACAAGAAAGGAAUGUCUGAAGAUCCCUUCACAGGGUAUAAUGGAUCCUACGAUUCAAGAAUACUGUUCAAGGGAGAUAGGGAACCUUAAAACACAACUUGAAGAACAGCAUGCUCAAGAACUGGAACACCUCCGGUCCUAUUUCCAACAGCAGCUGAAAGAAAGUGAAGAGAGGUACACUACAGAGAUCAUCCAUCUGCAGGAUAAGCUUCAGAGUGCUGGGGUGUCCUCUGACCACACAAGUGUAUCCACAGAAUCGGAAGUAAAGCUAAAAGUCUUCAGGAAACUGAAGUGCGCUGAAAAUCUUCAUCAGCAAAGAACAGAUGAAGCACUGGAGCGUGCUAGUGAAAUUGAAAUGCAGAAUGAUCUGGACGUUAUUCAAUUGCUAGAAAAACAGUAUCAAGAAAGAUUAGAAGAAGAAAUAGCAAAGGUAAUUGUGUCAAUGAGUGUAGCAUUUGCCAAACAGACUGAAUUGUCAAGAAUUGCUCGGCAGAAGGAAGAAGCAGCACAAACACAGAUUGUACAUCAACAGGGAAUGCAUUUUGAAAUUAAAAAGCAAUGUAGUGAAGAAGAGAUUGACAGCCCUUUUAGAAAUGCAACAGAAAAAGGCAGCAAGCAUGAAGAAGAAUCAAAAUCACUUUGCAAGGAACUCAGUGAAGAGUCUGCUGAGAUCAACUCACUUGGAGAAGAGCUUCAUUCCAAUAGCAAGCCUGGAUACAUACUAGGACAGACAACUCCUGAUCACAGAGUGAUUUCUGAAGAACUUUUUUCCCAUGUCAAAGGGCUUACUGCAGAAGAAACACCGUGCUACAGUGAGAUGGUGACAUCAGACAGAGAAACAUCAAGUCAACUGUUGUUAUACGAGGAGCGUUUGGAAGACAUGCGACAGGAGCUAGUACGGCAGUGUCAGGAACAUCAGCAGGCAACAGAAUUACUGAGACAAGGGCACAUGCAGCAAAUGGAACGUCAGAAAGAAAAUCAAGAGCAACUCUUAGCAGAGCUUGAGAGUCUUAAAGUGCAAUUAGCUGAGCGUGUCUCAAUGGAGAAUGACAGCCUGAUGGCAGAGAGAGAGAGAAUGCUUUUAGAAGAACUGGAAUCGUUAAAAAAACAUUAUGUACCUGGAAAAGAGAGGCUGUUUUGUGAGCUACAAAACAACAGCACACAAACAGAGAAUGAAAAUGAAAACCAAAAUGAUGUGAGAGAGCAGAUCUUUGAGGAUGAAGAUGGAGGAAGAAAGCCUGAUGAAACAUCUUCAGCUCUUCUUUCUAAAGAAAGGCAUGUUCUUCAGAAGGCUAAUGAGAAACUCAUGAAGAUUCUUUUAGAAGUUGUGAAGACAACUGUGGCUAUGGAGGAGACAAUCGGUCGCCAUGUUCUUGGGUUACUGGAUCGGUCUGGGAAAGUCCAGCCUUCCAAACCAUCUGGAUGGGACACAGAGACAGAGGACUCAGUAAAACCCUGUAUCCGUGUGGGAUAUGAAAAAGAGUCCUGUUCCUCAUAUCAUGGUAGUAGUAUGGGAGAUGAUGAUAUUAACGUGUGGUCAGGAGCAACGGAUGAAGGACUACUGAGCCAGCAUCUUGCAGAAAGUGGAGUGGAAAUAGAUCCUGAAAAUGAAGAACUUGUUCUCAAUAUUAGUUCUCGACUACAAGCAGCUGUUGAAAAGCUUCUGGAAGCUAUCAGUGAAACUUCUAAUCAGCUUGAACAUGCUAAAAUUACUCAGACAGAACUCAUGCGAGAGUCUUUCAAAAAGCAACAAGAAGCCACAGAAUUUAUCAAGUAUCAGGAAGAACUACAAGAGCGUCUUAAUGAGGAAACCAAAGCCAGAGAGCAGUUGGCUUUGGAGCUUAGUAAAGCUGAAGGCCUCAUUGAUGGUUAUGCAGAUGAAAAAGCAUUUCUGGAAAAACAACUCCAGGAAAAAAUAGAUGUAAUUGACCAUCUUGAGCAAGAACUACUGUGUACAGGUAACAAAUUGCAGGAGUUAGAGGCUGAACAGCAGCAGAUCCAGGAAGAAAAGGAGUUGCUCUCCAGACAGAAGGACGCCAUGAGAGCAGAUGCGGGGCCAGUAGAGCAGCGCCUAGUAGAUGCUGCAGUCGAUGCAGCUUCCCAAGCAGAAUUGCUGGAGGAAACAGAAAAGCUAAUGAAAGAAAAAAUUGAAGUACAGCGUCAAGCUGAAAAAGAGUAUGAUGACCUUCAGAAGCAAGUGAAAGUCUUGGAAAUAGACCUGGAAGAACAGGUCAAUCGGUUCAUAGAACUAGAGCAAGAAAAAAAUGCAGAACUAAUGGACUUAAGGCAGCAAAACCAGGCUUUGGAGAAGCAACUUGAGAAAACAAGAAAAUUUCUAGAUGAGCAAGCAAUUGACCGAGAGCAUGAGAGAGAUGUAUUCCAGCAAGAGAUACAGAAGCUGGAACAACAGCUUAAGAUUCCCCAAAGGAGUCAGCCUGUUAAUGAACAUCAAACCAGAGAGGUUGAACAGUUAACAAAUCAUCUGAAAGAAAAAACAGACAAAUGCAGUGAGCUUUUGCUCUCUAAGGAGCAACUUCAGAGAGAUAUACAAGAACGAAAUGAAGAAAUUGAGAAACUGGAAUGCAGGAUCAGAGAACUGGAACAAGCCUUAAUCAUCAGUGCAGACAACUUGCAAAAGGUGGAGGAAAGGAAACAGUUUGGCACCAUCAUAGUAAAGGGAGAAUUACCUCUUGAAGUACAACUGCAAGCUGAGCGAGAAGCUGUGGACAGAAAGGAAAAGGAGAUCACGAACCUUGAAGAACAACUGGAGCAGUUUCGAGAGGAGCUAGAAAAUAAAAAUGAAGAAGUUCAGCAGUUGCACAUGCAACUAGAAAUUCAGCGAAAGGAGUCCACUACGCACUUGCAAGAACUUGAACAAGAGAACAAAUUAUUUAAGGAUGAAAUGGAAAUACUGGGACUAGCCAUCCAGAAAUCAGAAGAUGCCACCAUAAAGGACCAUCAUUUAGUGGCUGGGAGGCUUGCUCACAUCAUGCAAGAAAAGGAGCAGGAAAUAGAUCAUCUUCAUGAACAAAUUGCAAAACUGCAACAGCAACUUGAAGUCACAACUGACAACAAAGUUAUUGAAGAGCAAAAUGAGCAUAUACAGGAGCUUGAAGCCCAGGUAGAAUGUCUGAAAAGUGAUCAAGAACGUGUGAAGAAAAAAAAUGAUGAGGAAGUAGAGCAGUUGAAUGAUGUAAUUGAUAAGCUUCAGCAGGAACUGGCAAAUAUUGAACAGAAAGUACCUGCAGACAUUGCUGCUUUUCAGGAAGAUGCUGAUAGUCUGAAACACACACUUGAAACAGUCCUGGCGGAAAAGGAAGCUUUGAAAAAGCAAGUAGAAAACGUAAAUGUAGAGGCAUCUCGAACAAAGAAUGAGCUUGAGGAAACUAAGUUAAAAAUGAACCAGCUAAAGGAAGAAAUAAGUAUGUUGAAAAAAGAGCAUGAAAGCAUAACAGAGAAAAAUAAAUAUGCACUAAUGAAAGAUGUUAGGGAAAAAGCAGAAGAUAGGAGCGAUAGGAAAACUGAAAAAGUGGAAGAAGGCUUAUGUGAGAAGAUAGAGUUACUAAGCCAAUCCCAGCUUAGGUCUUCAGAUGAGAAUAUAAGAGUCACCAUUAGCAAGAUGGAGGUACAACUGCAGCAACUUCAGGCAUGCAUUAAGGAAAAAGAUUUAGAACUGUGCCAGUCCUACAAUGAAAUAAAAGUCCUGAAAGAGCAAGGCAAAGCUGAAAGAGAAACACUUAAAAAGAGGAUAUUAGAACUGGAAAAAACACUAGUGGAAAAAGUUGCUGCUGCUCUUGUGAGUCAGGUUCAGCUGAAUGCCAUUCAAGAGCAAAGGAAAUUCGUGCAAGAAUUUCAAGAAGCUUCAAAAUGUGUGGAGGAAGCAAGCAGGAAUGCCCAAACAGGGGGUUUGAGUGAUAGAACUGAAAAUGAGAUGGAGUCAAAAUUAUCACUCUUAACACAGAGGCUUAGGGAGAUGGAGGACCAACUGGCAACCGUAAAUCAUAACUUGGAGCUAGAAAAACAAAAUGUAGAAGUUGCACAAAAGGAAGCUAAAGUGAAAGAAGAAAGACUCUUAGAACUUCAGCAGUUACUAGAAGAGGUUCAAGAAAAACACAAAGGAGAGAUUCAGAAAUACAUUAAGCAAGAAGAAAGGCAGUCAUGUCAGGUAGGAGCACAACUCAUAGAAAGUCAGAAAGAAAAUGUGCUUAUUAAUGAACUUGAACUAGAGCAAAUUAAAGAAGAGGCAGCUGCUGCAAAGGAAGAACUGAGCAGUUACAGAGAAAAGGCAGAAAAACUUCAGCAAGAGCUAGCAGUAAAAGAAGCAAGCCUGAUGCAUCUUCAGGAAGACCUGUGCAAAGUCAAAAAGAACCUAGCUCAAGCAGAAGAGAGGCUUGGAAGUUAUAUGAGAAAGGACAAGGAAAUGGCAAAAACUGAAAGCAAAAAGGAUGCAGAAAUAUUGUGUGAUUUGUCAACUAGUGAGUCUACUCUAAUUAGAAGCAGCUCACCAUCGCAAACAGACAGCUGUAUCCAGACUUCACCAGUGCUUGUUAAAAAUGCGGAAAUCCAGAUAGAUUUGCAAAAUGGAUGUUCUUCAGAAGAAAUUGCAGAGAUCAUAAGAGAAUUUACUGAAAAAAUUGACCAAAUGCAAGAACUCCACGCUGCUGAAAUCAUGGACAUGGAGACAAGACAUAUCUCUGAAUCUGAAGCAUUAAAGAGAGAGAGGUUUGUUGCAGUGCAAGCGUUGACUGAAGAAUGUAAUACAUUAAAGGAAGUCAUAGAAACUCUACAAGCUAAAGAGGGAAUCCCAGUUUCUGGAUUAGCACGUUCUCCACCAUAUCAAGCUAGAGAUGGAGGAUCUAGUGACUCCAGUUCAGACUGGAGUCAAGGAAUGUAUCUUGCUCAGACCCAGGGAUCUGACAUUAUAUCUGAAGGAAUAGAUGAAGGUGAAACUUCAACAGAUUUACUUCCAAAAAAGAUUAAGGGUUUGCUGAGAGCAGUUCAUCAUGAAGGCAUACAGGUGCUGUCUCUCACUGAAUUUCCAUAUGGUGAAAGAGAGAUGCCACCUCUUAAGCAAGAGCCAGAAUCUUGGCUUGAGGAAAGGAAAGCUUUUCUAAGCACCAUUUCAUCUUUGAAAGACCUUAUUGCAAAAAUGCAACUUCAUAGAGAAGCUGAGAUUUAUGCAGGUACUGAAUCUCCUGAAGGUGUCUCAGACUGGCGAGGAGAACUUCUGCGUGCUAUUCAACAGCUUUUUGUGAGAGAACAAAAUGUUCUUCUUGCUGCGUUUCAAACUGAACUUGCGGAACUGGGUACAAGAGACGCAGUGGUAUUGAUGAAUCAGUUAGAGCACAGACUACAAGAGCAGGCUACUAACCAGAGGGCAGCAAUGGACUGUCUUCAGAAUGCAGACAGAAGAAGUUUGUUGAUGGAGAUUCAAGUUUUACAUGCUCAGAUGAACAGUAAGAAAAAUAAUCCAAAGAGAGAACAAGAGUUUGAUUCAAAAAGCCAAGGUGACUUCCCUGAAAUGCUGGAGUAUAAUAUGCAGCAGAAGCAGUCACAGAUACUGGAGAUGCAGGUGGAGCUCUGCAGUAUGAAGGACAGAGCAGCUGAGCUUCAGGAACAGCUGAAUUCAGAGAGAAUGAUGGGUGCUGAGCUGAAGAAUGAACUUGCACAAGCCAAACUGGAGCUUGAAGCAACCCUUAAAGCACAGCACAAGCACUUCAAGGACCUAGAAACCAUCAGAACUGAAGUUAAAGAAAAAGCAGCUGAGCUAGAUAUUCUCAAGGAUACAAUGGCCUGUGAACAGAAAAAAUCAAGAGAGCUACAGUGGGCUUUGGAAAAGGAAAAAGCUAAAAUGGAACGCAGUGAGGAAAGAGGAAGAGAAGAGCUUGAGGAUUUAAAAUUUUCACUUGAAGAUCAAAAGCAAAAGAACUUACAGUUAACUAAACUUUUGGAGCAAGAGAAACAGCUGUCAACUGAUCUGCAACAGAAAAUUGAAUCCCAAGAAGCACUCAGUGCUGCCCAGCUGUCACGUGAACGAGGCCGUAAUUCUGAGUUGCAGGUGCUUCUUGAAUCAGAGAAGGUUCGAGCUCUCGAAAUAAGCAGUGCCCUUGAAAGGGAAAAAGAGCUAUGUGCUCAGCUUCAAAGUGCUGAAGAUAAGGGACAAGCUGGAACACCUAAUCCAUCAGAGGAAUUACUUAAAGAGCUACAGAAACAAAUGGAUGAAAAGCAUGACCGUAUAGUGGAGUUAGUAAGUGAGAUGGAGAAGUAUAAACUGGAAUCUGUGCAAGUGAGACAGCAAAUGGAAAAAGAAAGGCAGAUCCAGAGGAAAACAUUACAAGCAGAACAGGAUGCUAACAUAACAGCACAGAAGAAACUCCAUGAACUGGAGUCCAAAGUAGAAGACCUUCAGUGGCAACUUGGAGAAAAGAAGCAAGAAGUUAAUAAAUUAGGGAAUGAAACAAAGAAGUUGCAGGAAAUAAUCCAAGAACUACAGAAGAAAGAGCAGGAUAAUGAAGGAAGAAGGGAAGCCCAAAGGACACCAAGCCACAAUCCAAAUGAGACUGUCUGGGAUACACCUAAUGACAGAACAAGAAAUUGGGUUCUCCAGCAAAAAAUGGAAGGAGCUGAGACAAAUGAAUCAACCUACCCCACACUGACAGGAGGAGAUCUCUCUGCUGCUACUGAAAUUCUGGAGAAUGUCAGACAGAAGCUGCAAAAUGCAUCUCCAAAGCUGAAGCAGCUGGCUCGGAAAGCUGCGAGCAGAUUACAGUUUGAAACAGCAGAUGAUCAAGACUUCAUUUCAAUACAAAAUGCUAUUGAAGAAGUUAUUUCGGAGCUGAAAAAACUCCCUGGAUUGUCCUAUCUGGAAGAGCUGAAGCUAGUGCUACCACCAGGGACUCCAUCUAGCUCAUUGACUGAGAGGCUGCUGAAACAAAAUGCUGAGCUAACGGGCUUUGUCAGCAGACUGAGUGAAGAAAAGAAUAAUUUGAGGAAUGCUGUUAUGAAACUGGAGGGAGAACUGAGAAAAUACCAGCACAGACAACCUGGAGACUAUUCUUCUAGACACUCAUCAGAUGUUGGAGUUAAUAUCGAUACUCUUGUUGCCUCUGAGAAGGAAAUUUGGAACAGAGAAAAGCUGUCACUGCAGAAAUCUUUGAAACAAGCUGAUGCGGAGCUGUCCAAGCUGAGAGCAGAGCUCAGGAGCGAGGCUUUUCUCAGAGAACUGGGAUCAGAUUCUGAAAAUGCUAUUUUAAGGAAAAUUUAUGGCAAAUACCUACGAGCAGAGAGCUUUCGGAAAGCUCUCAUAUACCAGAAAAAGUAUUUGCUGCUGUUACUAGGCGGAUUCCAGGAGUGUGAAGAAGCCACACUGGCCCUCAUUGCACGAAUGGGUGGACAGCCUUCCUACACAGAUCUUGAAAUCAUCACACAUCAUUCAAAGGGUUUUACAAGAUUUCGCUCUGCAGUCAGAGUGUCCAUUGCAAUUUCAAGAAUGAAGUUCCUGGUUCGUCGAUGGCACAGAGUUACAGGUUCUGGUAUAUUAAGUAUCAAUAGGGAUGUCUUUAGCCAGAACACAGGUAAUGAAUUACGGCCUGAUUCAUUCUCUGGUGGCAUGGAUCUUUAUGGAGAACAAAGGCAUUCCUACAGAUCCAGGUUCCACGGUACACAUGCUGAUUUAAACCCAGUCUCUUUUGCCUGUUCUCAACUGCAGAACUAUGAUCCUGAAAGAGCUUUAACAGAUUACAUAAAUCGGCUGGAGGCACUACAAAGGCGACUUGGCAGUGUGCAGUCAGCUUCGACUUCAUACACUCAGUUGCACAUGGGUAUGAGAAGAUAAUACCCUUUCAACAUCUCCAUCACUGGCAGUGAUGUUCAUGGAAUGCCUUCUGUAAAUCUGUGCUCUUUCUGUGCUUUUGUAUAAUGUGUAUAUUGUGGGACCAAUAUGGACACAGCUAGAUGAUUGUAUACAGUUCCAUCCUGGCAUACCCAUGCAGACUGGGAUUUAUGUAUAUAGGCAUUUUGUGUUCAGGAAAAAAAAAAACCCAAAAAUGAGAAAAAACAAA
Messenger RNA from Athene cunicularia (burrowing owl), 11733 nucleotides. RefSeq names its product A-kinase anchoring protein 9 (gene AKAP9). Lineage: Eukaryota; Metazoa; Chordata; Aves; Strigiformes; Strigidae. The coding region runs from base 150 to 11507 and encodes 3785 amino acids. Gene Ontology annotation, cellular component: cis-Golgi network; Golgi stack; centrosome. Gene Ontology annotation, biological process: signal transduction; regulation of ventricular cardiac muscle cell membrane repolarization; maintenance of centrosome location. The record is from RefSeq and is a predicted model, not a curated record. Gene Ontology annotation, molecular function: DNA binding; molecular adaptor activity; protein kinase A regulatory subunit binding. The transcript is spliced from 49 exons.